Molecule: messenger RNA, 1587 nt
Organism: Fusarium odoratissimum NRRL 54006
Lineage: Eukaryota; Fungi; Ascomycota; Sordariomycetes; Hypocreales; Nectriaceae
Exons: 3
Coding region: 314-1207 (297 amino acids)
Source: RefSeq, a predicted model, not a curated record
UGAAAACUUCUUGGUCUCACAGAGGCGUCCAAGAUACUAUACCUCUUCGCAAUGCUCUUAGCCAAUUCCAUUCUUGUUGCAGUCGUUGCACUCGGCCCAGGGUAGCUGACCCCAGAUAUGAUAAGAUAAGGAAUUCGAGAUAAGAUAACGACAGCGGUGUCGGACAUCUGUUCCUCACGUGAUUGGUGAAUUUUCUCCAGCCGCGUAACAAUUUCUACAAAUCACGCGUAAAGUGGUUGUUAUUUCGGCGACACUAAAUUGGUAUUGUCCUCUUGUUGAUCUCACAGGCUGCUGAGAGACUGUUAUAGUCGUCAUGUCUUCUGAUGAGGGGUCCCAAAAUGCCUUGCCGAAAGAGCUCAUGGAGCUCCAAUUAGGUCAAAUUGACCUCCUCGUGGCGAUGUAUGCGGCGGAUGACGCGAUUGCCAUGGACUCUACGGCGUCUGACUUGAUUGACAGGCUGAGGGACUGGUGUGAAAAUGACGGGGAAGCCACAUCAAAGUUCUCAGAGACAGUCAUAAAUCUCCAGCUUAGGGUCGAUGUUGAAGAGGAAGAUUCUUCAACAAGAACUCUACAGCUCACAUUGACAGUGCCUUUGAAGUGUCAAAAACUAGAUGAACUAACAGAACCGCCGCCAAUAAGGACCAGGAUACAACAGUCGGAUUGGAUGAGCAAAGGAGAUGUUGCAAAGUUGAACACUGAGAUUCCUGAAGAGGAUAUCCUUUCAGUCAUCGAGCAUGUCAAGGAGGCCGCCUCUGAGCAUAUCUCAAGUUUGAAGCAAGCGGAAAUUGCAAAUACCCCAAUAGCAGACGCAUCAUUAGUCCGAGUCUGGUUCUACUUCCCUUCUAUCAGCACAAGGGCAAAGCGAGAUGAUUUCGUCAACUAUGCGCCGACCUACGGACUCACUGGCUUUCUCCUAGCUGGCAAGCCAGGUAUUCUGUGUCUGGAAGGGGGAUCAGUUGCGGUUGACGACUUCAUGAAAUUCAUCAAGACAGAGAGCUGGGGCGAUAUCCCAGCGCAUCACAAAAAGGUCAGCGAGAGAUAUCGAGAGGAAGCGGUGGAUCUGAAGCGUGCUUUUUCGGAUAUGCAGGAGAUCACGGAUAUGAUUGAGAAGAGAGGUGCGAGGGGAAACCGUGGUGACAUGAAGGCACUAGAAGCGUGGCUGGUUGAGUGCGGGCUUGGUGAAGCGUUUGGCAAAAUUCUGAUGUGAAUAUCAGCUCUCGAAAAGGCAGCCAUAAUAUGCAAGAAGCAUGAAUGAACCAGGGCAGACUUUGGCCAAGGGUGGAUGUUGAGAGACUCAACACAGCAUGUUAUCCUUUGCAUUCCAUUCUUUGUCUUCUGCAUCGUGAACAAUUGCAGACCGUCUGAUCUUGCUAUCGUGAGAAAGAAAAAGACUAGGAUGUUAUUGACUACUUCAACUUCGUGAGCUACACCGGUUCGAAGCUGACGUGAAUUUACCGUGAUGUCUUUCGUUGUGGUUCACAGAUGCAGGAUGCGAAGAGGGAAUAUAAAAGCACUAACUCUUAAAGAAUAUUCAAUCAUCCAAACUCUAGCACACUUAGGACAUUUUAUAUCACGAUGUUGGCUGCG